Messenger RNA from Harpia harpyja (harpy eagle), 4670 nucleotides. RefSeq names its product protein phosphatase targeting COQ7 (gene PPTC7). Bases 176 to 1069 code for a protein of 297 amino acids. The record is from RefSeq and is a predicted model, not a curated record. Lineage: Eukaryota; Metazoa; Chordata; Aves; Accipitriformes; Accipitridae. The transcript has 6 exons.
GAGGGCGAGGGGCCGGGCCGAGGAGGGACAGCGCGGGCCGGCGGAGGCUGAGGCGAGCCGGCCGGCGGGCAGGGGAGGAAGGCUGGCUCCCCGCGGCGGGCGCUGGCAGGUCAGGAGGCGGCUGCGCCGGUGGCUCCCCGCGUUCCUGGCUCUCGGCUGCUGGGCGCCCCACGCCAUGUUCUCGGUGCUCUCCUAUGGCAGGCUGGUGGCCCGGGCAGUCCUGGGCGGCCUCUCGCAGACGGACUCCCGUGACUACAGCUUGGUGACAGCCAGCUGUGGCUUUGGCAAAGAUUUCCGCAAGGGCAUCCUCAAGAAAGGCAUGUGCUACGGGGAUGACGCCUGCUUCGUGGCCCGGCACCGGUCGGCAGAUGUGCUGGGGGUAGCAGAUGGUGUAGGUGGCUGGAGAGACUAUGGGGUUGACCCUUCUCAGUUCUCAGGGACUCUAAUGCGAACAUGUGAACGUUUAGUAAAAGAAGGACGGUUUGUACCAAGCAAUCCUGUUGGGAUUCUCACCGCAGGUUAUUGUGAGCUGCUGCAGAACAAAGUACCUUUGCUUGGAAGCAGUACAGCUUGUAUAGUAGUUCUGGACAGAACAAGUCAUCGUUUACAUACAGCCAACUUGGGAGAUUCUGGAUUUUUGGUAGUCAGAGGAGGAGAAGUAGUACAUCGAUCUGAUGAGCAGCAGCAUUACUUCAACACUCCGUUCCAACUGUCAAUAGCUCCACCGGAAGCAGAAGGAGUUGUCUUAAGUGACAGCCCUGAUGCUGCUGAUAGUACUUCUUUUGAUGUCCAACUUGGAGACAUUAUUUUGACUGCAACAGAUGGACUGUUUGACAACAUGCCUGACUACAUGAUUCUGCAGGAGUUAAAAAAGCUGAAGAACUCCAACUAUGAGAGUAUACAGCAGACUGCAAGAAGCAUUGCUGAGCAAGCUCACGAGCUGGCAUAUGAUCCCACUUACAUGUCGCCGUUUGCACAGUUUGCAUGUGACAAUGGAUUGAAUGUGAGAGGGGGAAAACCAGACGACAUCACCGUCCUUCUUUCUAUUGUAGCCGAGUACACAGACUGAUCUGCCCAGAGUGUCAGCUUCUGAUGUUUUCGUUAUCCCCGAGCUCCUAGCUUCACACGUACGGUUUCCUGCUGGCAGGAUUGCUUUCUUCCUUCGCAGCUGAUCUCAGCAGCCGGUUCUCCAGCUCGUUGCCCGUCUUGAGACGCAACUGAAGUCCUUGUUACGAACCACUCUCGUGGUACACUGGUCUCUGUCUGCCAGCAAGAAAUGAAGAAGCUCAAGGCUUGAAGCAUGUCUUUUCAGAGCUUAGUCGUCCUUAAAAGGGGGAGGAUCAAUCCCACGUCGUUACUGCAUUUGAAAUGUGACUUACUUUCAAAGGAGUAGGAUUGGUUUAUCAUCUUUCAAACUAGAUUCAGUAGAUAAAACCUCUACAAGAGGGCAUAUUACUCUAUUUACUAGAAACGUUCACUAUUCAUUAAAGGGUAUGUUACAGAACACAGUUUCAUAAGCAUAGUCUUGUUACAGUGGUAGCUGAGGUUUCGUGUUUCUAAGCUCCAGUUUUCAGGAGAUUUAUAACUGCUGUAAACAUUCUGCUCUUGCCAUACAUGGUGUCAGCCUAGGAGCCUUUUCUAGUACAAAAUUUCAAAAACCAUACUUAGUUCAAGUUAUAUGGAUGCAAAUGUGUUUUGUGAUUUCAGGUGCUUAACUGUGAUCUUAAAAGUUCUGCAGAUCAUUUGUCCGUAAUGGGCCUGGUAUCUGGAUGUUUUGGCUGUGGAUAAUUUUUUUUUUUUUUAAACAAAAAUUUUAACUCAGUUUCAAAAAGCCGAGCUGGCCAAAGUUGAGGUCCUUUCAGCAUUUUAACCCAUCUCACCAGCGCGGGCUGAUAUGGCGUAAAUGCUACAGUGGGAGGUUGCACAAAGAACAGAUCAUCCUCAACUCUGAACAUCUUCACUUUUGGUAGAUAAUUCUGUUGUUAAUGAAACAUGAUUUGUGUUAGUAAUUGCUAUUCCCGCUUGUGUAGAACAGAAUAUGCUGCAACCAGUUGAAGUCCAGUUGAUCCUUACCUUUCUGACUCUCAAACAAGCACCUCUUUGCUUAUGCUGUGGCAGCAGCAGUUAAGUGCAUAAAUGGAAACUAUUAACGAAUAAUCAGCAAAACUUACAUUUCAGUAACUAAAGUUUAGGGUUUUUGGAAUGAACCUUAAUGAUGUUUACAGUUAUCUAACAGCCACUUUGCAAUAUUACAUUUCCUUUUGAAUUACAGUAGCUUACAUUUGUUCCCCCUGUUCCAGCAAGCUUUCCUUUUUCUUUCCCGAGGUUCAUACAAAAAGCUGAUAGCUGUAAAGAUAUAUAUAUUUUUGGUCAGUUUUUCAUUAACUUUUUUGCUGGUAGAAAAGUAUGUAGAAAUAAAUUAAAGCCAUGUUUUUAUAUAUAAAAAGUCGGGUAAUGUUGCUGUUUAGGUGAGUGCAGUUAAACUUGGUCAGUAAGUAAUCUUACCUGCUCUCAAAAGGAGAUUUUUACUACCUGGUUUAUUGUAUUAAAACUGUUUAAGUUUGAGGUUACCUCAACUUGUUUAAAGAAUUUUUGUGGACUUGUACUGUAUAUUUGCGUAACUAUGUUAAGCUUUUAUUUAAGGUCAUUUAACAUGUACCAUGUACAUGUCAUUUUACUAUAUUUCAAUGCAUCAUGCUUGUAACAGGCAUUUCAUUUAUAAUAAGAGUAAGUGAUUAAUUUGGAAGCUCUUCAGUAAUUUAUCUGCUAUUCCUCAAUUGGCAUAAUGUUAGCUAUCUAUUUUAAAUCACCUUGUAACUACUUGUCAAAAUGCCUUAACUACCCGAACUUGACCAAAAUAUUAUUUUGGUGAGGGUAUGGGGAGGAUUAUAUUAAUGAAGAAAAAUUAAUUAGUUUUGCGAUCCAUGGAGCAGUGAGUGGUGGAUAACUUUGCACAAAUUGUCAGUCCUUGUUGUUUUUUAAAAUUGAACAAGCUGUGUCUAGCUGUCUCGUUAGAAGGAAUGUAUUCACACUGCAGUAUAGGGCUUUGUUUCUAGCAUUUGGGAGGGGUAUUUCUCUCAAAUCUGGGCGUCUUUACAUUUUAUUCUCCAGUAUUCACUGUCACGCUUCUUGAUUAGAGCAGAUUUGAUCAAUGAUUCUUUCCCUUGAACUUACCUUAAAAUGAUGCCCCUGCAGACCUGGACUGUGUUGCAGUCUGACCCCUUGUUCUCAGCAUGCUCAUCCCCAGCCCUUGUUAUUCCACCCCCCCACCCCACCCCCCGCCCUUUCUAGAACUAUACAUUGGGAGAUGUAUGCGGAUCAGAUAGAUGAGUACAGUGAUGGUGCUUACCCCUGCGGGAGGUGUUGUGAGCGCUGUAUUCCACCGCUGCUGGGCUGGGGUCUGGAAUCCCCGAGCGAGCGGAGAGACUCGGCUGGCUUCUCUGGAGCUGAACCGUGCUGCCUGGCAGCACGGCGCCAAGCCUGGCGCUCUCUUAAAGCCGUUCUUAGCUGAGCAGUAUCAACAAAGCCAUUUGCCUCAUAUCACAUUGUGAUUUUUUUUUUCUUUUUUUAAUAAAGAACAAAUUUGGAUUUUGUUUUGCAAAUCAUGAGUUUAUCCCUCACCGGACACACCAAAGACCAGUAAAGCUUAUAGCUUUUCCAUCUGUUUAUAAAGCAAUACUGUAUUAUAAAGAAUUGAUAUUUUUAUCACAUGCUUGAUUGUUUUUGGUUUUGUUUUGUUUUUUUUUAAAAAGAUGUGCACUCAACAUAUCAAACCUAAUUUCUUCCUAUGAACUUAAGCUGUCUGCGCACAACCAAUUUUUGGAAAAGGAAAUGACAGGGCCCAUACUAUCAAAAUAAUUUUAAAUGAUGCAUGAAGCAGUAACACUUGCUAGGAAUUAGAUUAUUGUGACUAUUCAUGAGAGAGGCAUACAAGAAAGGUGUGCUGUGAAAUGGAAGUGUGUGCAAGUGGAGCACAGGUUGGCUUUCAGCUGCUGCAGAGGGGGUGUGUGUGUGUUAUCAGGAGCAGCCACCUGAAGGAAAAGGAAGAGUUUUACACACCAGUAACUGCGUAACAUCACAGGACUGGCAGGAGCUGGGAUUUCUGCAGCAGCGUUACUAGGUAUUUGGGUAAUACAGGGCUAAGAUGUGGUGAAUUGGAAAAACUCUGUGGUUCCUUGCUACUUUUACGGCUACCUUUGGGAGACCUGCAACAUACAGUUUUACUCUAAAUGUACUUUCUUUGUGUUUAUGAAGAAGGUAUGGCUGAAAAAAAAAAUACCACAAAAAACCAGAUUUUGGGACCAGUUAUGACUGAGUCAAGGAGAAGGGAGAGGCAAAGGUCUGGCAGAGACGUGAAGGAUUUUGUGAUGGAAUCUCUGUCUCUCAGUAAUGGACAUCCUUUCUCCAGGGAGAAAACUCGGUUGAUUGUGUAGAAACUGACUGUAUGAAGUAGUUUCUUACAAAGAUAGCUGAAAUAACGAAGCAAAUCUGAGUCUGUAUCUAAUGAGGAUGCUUUUUUGUUGUUGUUAAAAUGAGACUAUCAUCUAUGCUUACCUAAGAGGCGAUUAUGUGAAUUUCAUGUCUGAGGUAUAACUUAUGCAGGAAUAGUUCUGUAAAUACAUUUAAAUGAAUUGUAAAGAUAUUUAAUAAAUAUAGUAUUUAUACUAAAA